AUGACCGACGCUCUCUCAUCAUUGCCUACGGGGACGUACCCGCUCACCUUUGGCGCGACGGCCAAGCAUGCGCUCGCCGGCGGCGAGGGCGGCGACAUCCCCGCCUCCGUGACGCAGCGAACAACAGGCGCCGUCGAACAGGGUCCCAAUGGGCGUGUUGUGUCCUUCGACACCAGCAGAGGAAACGGCCAAGAGCCGCGAGUGCGUACUCGUUUGGGAUGGCGAGCGAGAAGUGAGUCCAUUGUUACCUCGCCUUGGACUUUGCCAGGAGUUCUUCGAGCUCUUACUCCUCAUGAUCUCGCAGCUGACCGUCAGUGCUACGUGCUGCACGCGCUUCCGACCACCUGGCACCUGACCCAAAACCGCACGCUUUCUGCGCAGCGCGCCGAAGGACCCUUCGCCGCCCGUGCCCCGAGUCCGCCGCCAGCAGUCCCUUCGAAGCGCAAGCCUGCUCAGACCGGAGCACUCCCGUCAGCCGCGACCGUCGACGUGCCCAAGCGUGCGAAGAAGGCUGCUAAGCCGAAGAAGGCCGCUGCUCCGAAAGCGGCUCCCGCUUCCAAGCCCGCUACAGCGCCGAAGCUUCCGACGACCAAAAAGGCUGCUGCGCCCAAGAAGGCCCCCGCUAAGAAAGCUGCCACGAAGGGCAAGCAGGCGACGCCAAGCAAGGUCAAGAGCGCCGAGUACAUCGAGGACUCGAGCCCGGAGCCGGAACCCACGAGCGAGAUGCAGGACGACGGCGGCAUGGACGACAUGGACGAGUUCGAAGACAUGCUCGGCAAGGCGAUGGAGGAAGACGGCGAGGACGAGUUCGAGGAGGAGUUUGAGGAGGACGAGGACGACGAGCUCGGCGGCGCGCAACUGGGUGCGGGCGGCUACGCUAACGACGACGUCGAGUACAUCUAG
Molecule: messenger RNA, 903 nt
Organism: Trichosporon asahii var. asahii CBS 2479
Lineage: Eukaryota; Fungi; Basidiomycota; Tremellomycetes; Trichosporonales; Trichosporonaceae
Exons: 3
Coding region: 1-903 (300 amino acids)
Source: RefSeq, a predicted model, not a curated record